Molecule: messenger RNA, 1055 nt
Organism: Penicillium brasilianum
Lineage: Eukaryota; Fungi; Ascomycota; Eurotiomycetes; Eurotiales; Aspergillaceae
Source: the annotation of a GenBank genome assembly
CGAAUUGAAUGAUGUAUUGGAAGGAUGCCACGGGGUGCUGGGGGACCUCGAGCGACUGAAGACGCACUACGACGAAGUCGGCUUUCAAACUCAGACGACAUGGGAACGAAUGGGAUGAGGGUGGAUGAACUGGCGGAGAUCCGAGCCAAAUUCUCUUCGUACAUACAGGUGUUGAAUCUUCUUAACACUAACAUGAUACGUUCGUCUCAAGAAACCGUCCUAAACCUGUUGAAGACCUACAUCGGCGAUUGUCGAAGUGGGAACCGUGAAGGGGCGGCCAUGUCGUGUAUAUCGACAGGGUCACUUGAAGGCGGCGCGAAAGAGGCGUGGAGAAGCCUAAGGAAAGAUCUACAAAGCGUGGGAAUCACACCGGAGCUGUUCAAGAUACACCGGCAAAUUAUCCUCAGCACUAUUCAGAAACACUGGGCACUAGACGGAGUGGAGGAUGGCUCUAUCGCUUUCCUAGCCGAUGCGGAAAGCGCCAGCCAAGCAGAUUGUGGACUAGGGUUGCUCUAUGCAGACCCCAAAAUCCCUAGAGAUUGGCCCGCUUCUAGGCACCUCUAUUCGGUCAAUGUGUCUGAAGGACGUGAGUCCCUGGAAUCAUGGCGAUAUUCAAGCCUCAAUAGCAACAUGUGCGACCAAUACGAGUAAAUCCGCCGUCAUACAGAGCAGUAUGAAGGCCAACGGCAGGAGAGGGCCACGGCGAUAGAGCGGAUGCUGUCGGCCCUGGCAAAAGAUCACCUCGUGGAAGAUUAGCCAUACAACAGCCUGGCAUGCCACUAGGUGAUUAUGAUGGAUCGGGAAUAUUCAGUCACAACGAGCUUGAAGCUGGCGACCUUCUAUUAUCGCACACUGUGCUGUUGAUCACGAAGCUUUGCAUCCCGCCUAUAGGGAUUGCGCUAUCUGCAAAUAUGACACCGAGACCCCUCGUCUCUCUGUGCUUCCCAAUGCGGAUGGAAGUAGCGUUCUCAACGAUCGCUCGAGUGAUUCAAUCCAGCCAUUCUACAGACGCACCCAUUCUCAACACGAAUCACACCGUUCUUAUCCCACUCCCC